AUGGACAUCUCAGCCGAACCACCGCGGUUCCGAAGGUUCAACAACAUCGUCGACCUUGGUGAGCUCAUCGCCGGACGUGAUGCCCGGACCACCAUCAUGCUUCGAAACAUCCCGAACAAGGAUGGCCAACCUCCUUCGGCGCAAGUUGCCGGCGUCUCUCUUUCGGGAGGCCCGGUUGCUUGUUUCGACUCAGGUUGGCCGGAAUUGUUUGGUGACUUGGUGGCACGCCGAAGCGGCUGCGGUGCGCAUAUGCUCCCCCAGACAACUGAGUUCGGCGUCACCGUGGAAGAGGCUCGGGAGUUGCACAAGAGACAGAAAGCGUAUAACGAUGGAAAGCAGACCGCUUCCCAGGACGCCGCCAUCCAGGAUGGUGGCAUCUGGGAUGGCGGCGCUCCUGACAACCGCAUCUAA
Fusarium musae is the source of this 411-nucleotide messenger RNA. RefSeq lists its product as uncharacterized. The record is from RefSeq and is a predicted model, not a curated record. The transcript is spliced from 4 exons. Bases 1 to 411 code for a protein of 136 amino acids. NCBI's taxonomy places the organism in Eukaryota, Fungi, Ascomycota, Sordariomycetes, Hypocreales, Nectriaceae.